Messenger RNA from Lasiodiplodia theobromae, 1713 nucleotides. Its product is annotated as APSES transcription factor protein. Lineage: Eukaryota; Fungi; Ascomycota; Dothideomycetes; Botryosphaeriales; Botryosphaeriaceae. Bases 1 to 1713 code for a protein of 570 amino acids. The transcript is spliced from 4 exons. Gene Ontology annotation, cellular component: MBF transcription complex; SBF transcription complex. Gene Ontology annotation, molecular function: DNA binding; transcription regulator activity. The record is from RefSeq and is a predicted model, not a curated record.
AUGGACAUCGGAUCCCUUCUCAACCCUUCCUCGGUCGACCACCACCACCACCAUGUCGAGUCGACGGUGGUCACUCCCCCUCCUCCUCCUUCAACGAAGACGUCCAUGCUGAGGGACCAGGAGCAACAACAACCCCCCAAACGCCAGAAGCUCUCCAAGGCCGACGCCGUCUUCGUCAAGGGCAGGCCCAAGGGCGAGGUGCGCUACCCGCCGUUCGGCAGCGUCGACCACGACAACUACGACCCGAGCCUCGCGGCGCGGCACCGCGAGUACCAGAUCUUCCCGCCCGUCGACGAGAUCAAGGACUACCCCCAGCACAUACCGUACAGCAGCGAGAAGAAGGACUUCCUCGAGAAGACGGGACGGGAGGCGUUCGAAGUCUUCCACUACACGUUCGUACUUCCCGGCGACGACGUCAAAUGGACCGUGAUGUGGGACUACAACGUCGGCCUCACGCGUAUCACGCACUUCUUCAAGUGCUGCAAAUACUCCAAGACCACCCCCGCCCGCGCCAUCUCCCUCAACCCCGGCUUGCGCGAUAUUAGCCACAGCAUCACAGGCGGCUCGCUGCUAGCGCAGGGCUACUGGCUACCGUACGACGCGGCGCGCGCGGUAGCGGCCAAUUUCUGCUGGCACCUGCGCGCGGCGCUGACGCCGUUGUUCGGGCCCGAUUUCGUGCGCGACUGCCUGCAUCCGGCCGACGCGCUGUACGCGACGUUCCGGAUCCCGCGGACUGUGGUGCAGCGGUGCCGGGCGCAGGCGGAGGAUUGGCAGAAGGGGAGCAGGAAGAAGAUGAAGGGGGUGAGUGGUGGUGUGGAGGGGGAGGGGAUGAGGGAGAGGGAGGGGGAGGAGAGGGAGAAUAGGGGGGUGGUGAGGAGUGGUGGUGGUGGUGAUAAUGGUGGUGAUGGCGGCAACAAUAGUCCGGGUGAACGUCGUCGUCGUGGCCCGGCGUUGUUGCUGGCGGCGCCGCAGCAGCAGCGUGAACAACCCCACGGCAGGCACUACGACAACUUCGAUGGCAGUACCACCACCACCACCACCGCCGCCACAACCUUCAGCGGCAAGUGGCCGUCGCCGAGCUUGACCAUCGAGAGCGGCUACGCGUCCGACACGGAGCGCCCCGGCAUGUACCUCUGCUCGCCGCAGGUGUCGCCGUUGACGCAGGUGCCGGCGCCGCCGCAGUGGGCGAGCGUGAACAAUGGCGGUGGUGGAGCAGCAGCAUUAGCACCAGCAGUCGACGUCAACAGCUUUGUCAAGGUCGGCGACAAAAGCUUGUACUGCUAUGGUUCCGGGGUGACGGCGCCGCCGGCUGUCAAUGCGCGCGUCGCCGGAGCUAGAUACUACCGGGGACCGACGUCGUCUCCGGUCGGAGAGGCAUCGUCGUGGAUGUCGUUCGUGCCGCGUUCGUUUGUGCCCGCACCGGCAGCGGAGGUGGAGGGUGAGCAGCAGACGAGGGCAGCUGCGAAGCGGCCGAUCUCGACGGUUGAGAAGGAAGGGGAUGGCGAUGAUGACGACAAUGACGACGAAACGGUAUCUGUUUGGAGUGCACAUGUUCAGCGUAGCAGUGCUAGCCCGGCUUCGGAGAGCCCUGAAGAGUCCAGUUCGCGAGACGUGACGGCGGCGAGGCUGCUGCUGAAUCUGCUCAAAGGCGAUAGCGGACGAAAUGCGCUCACAAGUCACCGUGAGAAGCGGCUGCGUCGUGCUUCGCACUGA